UGUGUGUGUAGGGUUCGCAGCGAUGACGAAUUGGAAUAUCGAAACGAUUUUUCUUGACCAAACUCGGCUCCGACCCACAUAAGUCGUAUCUAUUGUACACGUCCAUAUGCCUACCACCGCUCACUCGGCGGUAACAGCAGGUUACUCGUGUGUGUGUGUGUGAGAGAGCUGUGCAAGUAAUAUCAUAAUAAAUUCGCCCAAACGGUGACUGCGAUGGCCGUCGUCGUGUCGGCGCGUGUCUCGUUGCGGUGCGCGGCACACAUAUUACAUUGCACAAGGCAACCGCGACGCCACCGUCGGCGUCGGCGUCGGCGGCGGCUGCCGAUUUUACCCUGGGAGCACGACGGCGGCGCGGUGGCCGUAGUAGACGUGAGUAUCGCGACCGGCCGGAGGGACGUCUCCCAGCCGUUUACACAUCGUUCGUGCUCUCCGCGGCCACCGCGUACCGUUUACGUUGGACCCGUGUUUCGUGCGCUCGUUCCGCCGUGUUUCAGACAUCAACAAGUGUCGUGGUCGUCGUGCGCGCGACCGUCGGCCGUUAAAACGCGACAGGCGAACGUUGAAAUCCAAAAUAAACGACGAAAACCGUGUUAUUGUCGUCGAACGCGGCAAAACAAUAACCGUCGCCGCCGUAAAUAAUACCAAUAUCGUUUAUUCGUCACUUAGUAUGGCCAAAGUUAGAAAAAAGUGACGUAAAUUUUCGAUCAGAUAUAUCAGUUGAAGAGUGAUUGAUAAUUACAUUUAGAGAACUUCAAUACAAAAAUGGAAUCUGAGCCGGUAAUUGUGGUGGAUCAAGAAAAUUGUUUUAAUGAAGAAGAUGAAGAUAUAGAUGAUGUGGCCGGAAAUGGGCAAGGAUGUCCUGAUACUCCUCCACAGGACCCCUUUUUCCUAUCGCCUUUUAGAGACAUGCGGAAACGCUCAUUACCAACACCGCAAUGCACAUCAGGAAUAACUGCCAGUCAAGUGCGAAGGUUGAGCGAUCAGGGAGCGGCCGGUGCGGCUGCCCGAGAAAAGGCAUUCUUGGCCACGUUAACCAAGGCGCCGGGACCCUACACACCAGGUCGCCGGCAUUCGGUUAUCACGAUAUCAAAGGCACCUAUGCCGUUGUUUGGUCGCAACAGACGCGAAUCGAUUGCAGCGUUCCCCAGUAAGGGUCCGAGGGUGAAUCGUAGGGAUUCGGCCGGUGGUGCUACGCCGUCACCCACCGGUAGUCAAUUCAACUUGCAGCUGGACAUAAUGGAUGACAUAGCAGACAUCAAAGCGGCUCGGAAAGUCAGGAUGAAGAUGUGGCAAACUGAGGACAAGGAAAAAAUGUGUGAGCUCCAGUCGAUGGACGGCGAAAACAAACAAAUGUCCAGGUUCAAGGAAGCCAGGAGAUAUUCCAACAUCGACGUGUGCGAAAAAAUCGCUCCGCCCAUACCGGCUCGACGACGCGCGUCCGAGCUGCCUCCCAACAUCACACCAGCUCAAGCGGCCGGAAAACCGUCGACGGGGGCGUCUCAGUCGUCCGGAAUCGUGUGCACCAACACCGACCUGCUGUCGAUCAUGAACUCGCUGAAGUCGUCCGCGUCCAAAGCGUUGCAGUCGACGACCAAAGGCGGUGGCGGCGACCCGCGACAACGCGUCAACAGCAAGACGACCGACAGCCUUCCGGCGGGCGGCGGCGGCGGCGGUGAAGGCGGCGUCGGCGACCGCCGUCGGGACGUGCUCCGGUCCGGUCGAUCCAACAGCGUGGACGUGGCCAACAUAGGCGCGACCGCGGCCAUGGCUGCGGCGGCCGCCGGAAACAGCACCAGGAACUGGUUCAGAAAAAUGUCCACCCGGACGGCGACCGCGGUGACGACGAUCGGCGGCGGCGGCGGCGGACAGCGGACCGACGCCGAGUGCGCGGAACAGCGUCUGGCCACGGCCAGCGAGUACGUCGUGCAAAAGUCGCCGGUGGUCGUGACGUUCGCCGACGAACGGCCAAAGGUGUCGCUGCUGAUCGAACCGGGCAAACUGCAGGAAAAACACUCGUCGGCGCCGCUUUCCCCGCCGCUGCUGCCGCCGCCCCCGCCGCCGCCACCGCCGUCCGCCGCGGACAAGAAGCCCGGCGACGUGGUGGUGUGGGACCGUCCCACCGGUUCGGUGGUGGACGCCGAGGUGCUGGGCACGGCCAUCGAGGGCUUCUUGGCCGCCAAGAAGUCGGGCGACAGCGCGGACGCGUCGCCGACCGCCGCCGACGGCGAGCUCCAUCACGAACACCUGCAGCAGCAGCAGCAGCAGCAGCAGACGUCCGGCAAGCCCGCGGCCGCCGACCCGAACGCGGCCGGCCGCACGUGCGACACGUCCAUCUGUUCGUCGCUCAAAGACCUGUUCGUCAAAUAACUAUAAGACCGCUCGUGUCGGUCUGCCGUGUUGUAAUUAUACCUUAUACAUAAUUACGACAUGUGUCGUUGUAUCGUAGCGUUGACAAUGUGGACUGUAAUCGUAGUGUGCGUGACUUACGCAAAUAUAUAAUAAUUUAAUAAAAUAUAUUCUGCCCGCGGUAAGCGAUCCCUCUCCACCCACGUCCGCCCGCGCGCGGGAAUCCCGCCCCGGGGCCGACUUUCAGCAACAGUUUUAAUUGACAUCGCAUAACCAUUCUCAGAAACGUUUUAUGUAGGUACACUUACCUGUUUUAUAUUUUUAUCCCGACAAAAAUAAUUUAUUUCCGGGUAGUUUAUAGACGACACAACACGCAUAAACGGUACAAAUCUGUGCACGUAAAAGCACACGUACACUUUCGAAUUUUUACAUUCUUAUACAUUUUGAACGUAGAAAAAAAUCAUUAAAUCAGACUAAAAAAUUCGACUGUUCUAUAAGAGAUAAUUUACAUUACAUUUAAAAAAUUUACGAAGUCAUCUUACACGUAUACAUGACAAUAUAGUUGGUAAUAUUAUAAUAUUUAUCGUCGAAUGAUAAUUGUAUCGAUGCGUUUAAAUUCAGUGAUUGUACUUGAUAGAAAUAGGGCUUUUCGGUUCUGUAAUAACAGACGUCUACAGUUGCUUUUAACCCACAUAUAUUGUAUAUUAUGUAAUAUAUUUACAUUUAUGUGCGAUCCUUUGAGUCGCCCGAUGUGAUGUACUGAUGUAUAAUGCAUAAACUAUGAGGUUUGUUGGUGUAUAUGUACGACAAGGUCGAGAUUCAAAACGGGGAAAAUCGUUGAAAUCGAUUCAACAACUAUUUGCGCUCCGAACAUUGUUUUAUGGUCGACGGUAUCGCAUAAUAUCGUAAUAAAAUGUGUUGCACCAUACGGCGUCCGCCUCCAAAACACAGGGUGAUUUACUAUGUAUGCAGGUCAUUCUCGGGUUUUUUUUUCAUUUAAUAAUGAAUUUAUUCAAAAUCUAAAAAAUAAAUCUAAACACACUUAAAGACCGCAUUUUAGAAAAAUACUUGAGAUUUUUGUACAGUAUUUUAGGAGAUGAGUACCUUUUUCUUCAAACGGGAUCCUCUCCUUUUACUGUAAAUUAUUUAGCGGAUAAUUUUUUUUUGAACAUUUUAAUGAAUACUAAAUCCGAUAUUUUAUCCAUUUUAUAUACGUUUGUAAAUCCUUUUUUAGCGAUUUUUAUCCUUAUCGUAAACAUUCUAAAAGCCAAAAGACUACUCGUACGACAAAAUUAAAAAAAAAAAAAAAAAAAAAAAAA
Molecule: messenger RNA, 3665 nt
Organism: Aphis gossypii (cotton aphid)
Lineage: Eukaryota; Metazoa; Arthropoda; Insecta; Hemiptera; Aphididae
Exons: 5
Coding region: 763-2367 (534 amino acids)
Source: RefSeq, a predicted model, not a curated record